AUGAGCAGCUCGUUGCGCGGCUCGCCUCCACGCCCUCUGUCGCCAAUCCUGGACAAACCACGCCGCCAAGCCAUCACUCGAGCCUGCGACCGUUGUCGCCGAAGAAAAGCAAAGUGCGACUUUGACAGCGCGGUUGCCAAGCGCGGGCCCAAGUCCAAGAAGAGAACGGAUUCAUCUAUUCCGCCAGAGUCUGUGUCGACAUUCUCCGGUCGAAGAAGCAUACACCACGCGCCGCUUGUCGGCCACCCUACCAGCUCGACCGCGGCCACUUUCAAAAGUCCAUCAAGCUCGUCGACGACGACGGCAUGGGAAUCCUCAGCUCAACUCGGCGCUGGCGCCGCGCUGUCUCCAGCCUCGACUCGAGACUUUGCUUCCAUAGCAAGUCCCCCAGCAGCGCACGGCAUUUCCGCGGCCAGGCGGUGGCGCGCCUUGUCCAGAGCCCUGUCGCUACGAAACAAGGUCCUUGAGCAAAUCGUUGAGCGAUGCUUUGGCCUCUUUUUCGAGUAUCUCUACCCCCUCACUCCCCUGGUACACGAACCAAGUCUUCGUGACGGGCUUUCCAUAUUUGCGUCACAGUCGUCCAACUCGGCGUUGCAGAACGCGGCGCCACGAAAUGGAAAUGACCGUGUGGCCGACACUCUGCCCGCCUUGAAUCCUCCGGCAUGGCCUGGAAUUUCUCCUGAUGUUGGCUCCGGUCCCGGCGGCGAGACUUUGGGAUGUUGGCACGAUGCCACAUUGACCCUCAUUACCGCCCUUUGUGCCGAGGCGGCGUUUCUUCUCCCCAAGGACCUCUUUCCCGAGGGCGAGACGGUCGCUGACAUCUUCUUGCAAGCUUCGAGGGACUGCCUGAACAGCUAUUUGGAGGCGGACCUGGAAAACCCGAAUGCAAACUCCAUCACCAUUCGGUACUUUCACUCAAACUGCAUCCAUGCGGCCGGGAAGCCCAAGUACUCGUGGCACAUCUUUGGCGAGGCCACCAGACUCGCACAGGUGAUGAGGCUAUACGACGAGGCCUCCUUGGAAGGGCUGCCACCCGUGGAAUCCGAGCUGCGUCGCCGUGCCUUCUGGAUCGUUUACAUGGGCGAUAAAUCGGCCGCCAUUCUAAACAACCGUCCAAUAACUAUGCACAAGUACUCCUUUGAAUCUGGCGUCACUACCGCAUAUCCAACCGGAAUGGACAACAGGUCGACCUCCACGGCCAACGUCUCCGACGUCACAACGUCCCCCGAUAGCCACGACAGGAACCUCAUCGCUGGAUUCAAUGCAAACUUGAAGCUGUGGCAAGCAGCUUCAGACCUCUUGAUCCAAGUCCGACUCUUCCAAGACCAAAAGUCCAUUGAGUUCGGCGCCGCAAAUCGAACCAGCCAGGCACUAACAGAGUCCGAGAGGCAGCGCCUAGACUCGCUCUUUGUUCAAUUCAUCACAUGCAUGGACGAUCUUCCCCCGUACCUGCAGUCAUAUACAUUUGCCGCUGUCGGAAGCGCCGGCAGCCCCGUCACCGAAGCGAAGCAGUUCGUCAUCCAAUGCGCAAAUCUACAGGUCUCCUUCCACUGUUUGCGCAUGGUCAUCACCCAAAAGUUUGAAGAUAUUGCCUUUUUUGCCCCGGGGGCUGAGCAAGCCGACUUGCGCAAGACGGAAAUAGUGAGGGACAUGCUGAGGGUGAUGCACGAGGCGCCGUUUUGGUCUUUGCAGGUCAACGGCGAACCAUAUGUACGCUUGCCGUCAAAAUCCUGUUUGACAUUUGACAAACGUGUCAGAGUGAGCUAA
This is a messenger RNA of Metarhizium acridum CQMa 102, 1767 nucleotides long. Lineage: Eukaryota; Fungi; Ascomycota; Sordariomycetes; Hypocreales; Clavicipitaceae. The record is from RefSeq and is a predicted model, not a curated record.